ACCCUCUCUCUUCGGCCUUGGAACUCGCUGCCAGUUGCUCUACCCCCCUGCAGGGUACAGCUGAGCUGUUAUUUCCACGUGCUUGAAGCAGAUUCUCCCUCCGACAAAGGUCGCACGCAGAUCUUUGACGGAGAUUCUUCCCACUCCUUUCAUCAUGCCGGGCGGUGUGUGCGCGGUUCUCGAUUACGAGACCGACAUGAUGUCCGACUAUGUUGCUGAUAUGGCAACCCGACUCGUCAUUCCUCGUACUUCAGUAACCGCGGCCUUCCGCAAAUUCGUCAACCAAAUCCUGACUUCCACUCGUCUGCCUAGUACCACCAUCUUGUUGGGCAUGAACUACCUCGCCAAGCACAUCAACAUGCACAAGCCCGCAGGUACCUACGAUGCCGUUUGCGAAGGUGAAGCCUGGAAGAUGCUUACUGUUGCUUUGCUCCUUGGCAGCAAGUUCCUGGAUGAUAACACAUUCCAGAAUCGCUCUUGGUCCGACGUCAGUGGUAUUGCUGUUGCCGAACUCAACACCAUGGAAGGCAAAUGGCUACAGGAUAUGGACUGGUUGCUCUACGUGAACGUUGAUCGUAGUCAUGACUACGAAGCCUGGUUGAACAGCUGGAAACGGUAUCGAGACAACGAAUGCCGUGCCAUCCGGCAACAGCAGUCUCAAGCUGCUCAAGCUGCUCUUCGCGAGAGAUUGGCGCCCAUCGUCACCUCCAUUCGUACCGAAGCAGCGAGACAGCCCCAUCACCCACUUUCAUACGAAGGCUGGACCCCCGAGGAGAUUGCGGAUCAGGAACGCCUUGCUAUGAAUGGGAGAAACGGUCGACCUGCCAAGGUUUCUUAUCGACCUCGCGAGGGUUCGUGGCCCAAUCGCUAUCAAAACCCUUGGACCCAAGCUCCAUUAACACCCCCGGAUUCGGGUUACGGCACGCCCGAGUACUUGAACUCGGCUGCAUCGGUUAAUUCACGAUAUAAUGAAUGGUUCAGUCAAGCUGUGGCCAACCAAAACUAUGGUCGCUACAAUACUCACCACAACUAUUCUUCAUCUAGAGGUGGCUCACAUUUCCAUCAGCCCUACUUCGGCCAAUAUGCCGGGCAUACGGGGUGGGACGCCGGUGUAGCUGAGUGUAACUGUGCGCAGUGCAUUUCGGCUAUUCACGCCAAAGCUGGUUCCUACUUUCACCCCCAUGCCUUUGGCCAACCUGUUAUCGGCUAACGCUGAUGUCUCGGAUAAGCUUUUGCGAGUUACCCGAGUUGAAUUAGGUCACUCUAGGUGGCCUUACUAUGUAGCAUGAACAGACUUUCGAGUGACAACGAAGUCUUUUGCUAUUGAUUAGCUGGAUACGGUUCUGACGGUUUCACGAACACAUUUCCUUUUUUCGACUUGAUACCCCUUUCGGCAAAAUGGUUGGGAGCGGCAAGUGCUCCAUAGGACUUGAGAUAAUUGAUCGGAUUCGAUUCGGCCUUCCGUUGCUUGGACAUCUUCGUACGACACCUACUGGGACCUUUUGAGGGCUCCAGUUGUGCCUCUGCGCAUCACUACAUACCGAACUGUCCUAUCUCCGGGUCCUUGGUACCCGACCGAAUCGCCUCUGGCGAUUUUUCCACUAUAAUGUUCAUUCCUGGCGUUCAUGACGGUUUUUUUUAAUUGCGGACAGGAGUUU
Molecule: messenger RNA, 1658 nt
Organism: Xylaria bambusicola
Lineage: Eukaryota; Fungi; Ascomycota; Sordariomycetes; Xylariales; Xylariaceae
Exons: 1
Coding region: 155-1210 (351 amino acids)
Biological process (GO): regulation of cyclin-dependent protein serine/threonine kinase activity
Cellular component (GO): cyclin-dependent protein kinase holoenzyme complex; nucleus
Molecular function (GO): cyclin-dependent protein serine/threonine kinase regulator activity; protein kinase binding
Source: RefSeq, a predicted model, not a curated record